AUGCCGACACUCAAAAAUUCAGACAUCAUCCGAAACAAGCCAAUCGGCGAGGGAUUAGAUGCAUUUCGCGACAGCCUAACGUCAGCGUGUAGAGAUGCUGGUUUUCCAUGCUCCAUAGAUUCCGUGCGCCAAAUAGACACCGAAGUUAUCCAAAACCUGAUCCUUGAUUUGAUAUUGGCAUUACAAGCACUUCCAGCUUCGCGCUCAUUACCUUCCAGCAGUGGGGGCAGAAACCUCUUUGGUGACUUAUCGAGACUAAGUGCAACUAUUAAUUCCGAUGAAUUUGCCACCGAACGGCUCAUUCCAGCUCUUGGUGCGAUCCUGAACAGAGAAUCAGACGAAGUCAUUUGGGACAAGGUCUACGCUGUUGCGACAGAAUCAACUCCUCCUCCACGGCCGUUACCUCUACUGAACCAGACACCGUACUUGCACACCACAAGCAGUCUCGUUAACUCUUCUGAGCGCCGAAAACAUGUUGAUGAAGUACUUAGGGAAGAGCUUGGUUCAAUUCACAUUGGCGUCCCUGGCUUCUUCGAAGCGUACUUUGGAGGAAUUGAUGGGCUGGAUAAAGACAGCGCUGCUGUAUUUCAGAAAUGCAAGCAAGGAGAUCCACCUCUUUUCGUGGAAGGAGAGGGCUGGCGGGGCUGGCCUGAAACUGCCAAGGAAAAAGAGGUGCUUGUCUGGCUUACUACACUCGUCAAUGCUUUUCACGAUAUUGCGAUCGAGGAAGGCCUGCCGAUGCCAAGUCAUCGUACGCUUUUAUCACAGCCCGAUCAACCGUUACAAGGAUCUACGGCAGAGCGAAAGCUGGACAUUGGUUUUACAUGUCAAUCCGGUCUAAACGAUCGCUCUAGGUAUCAUUGGUCACAUGUUUUAGUAUUGGGCGAGCUGAAGAGUAAUCCGAACGCCGAUACAGCCUCGAGGACGUGGCGUGAUUUAGGGCGUUAUGCAAGGGAGGUUCUUACCACCCAGGACACUCGUCGGUUUACCUUGGGCUUUACAUUGUGUGGGCCCAAUAUGCGACUCUGGGAGUUUGACCGCGUGGGGGCAAUGGCAUCCUCCUCCUUUGAUGUCAACAAGGACGGGCUUCAAUUCGUUUCAGCAAUUUUGGGCUUUCUUUUGAUGAACGAUGAGCAGUUAGGAUAUGACCCCAGCAUCAUCUCCACUUCGAGUGGUACAAAGUACAUAGAGAUACUGCGUGAUGGACGUUCCGAGCGUCUUAUCCUUGAAGGACUUAUGAAGAGAUCCGCCUGCGUUGCUGGAAGAGCUACGACUUGCUGGAAAGCCCGCCGUGAAGGGGACGACACAAAUGUGCCGCUUGUUAUUAAAGAUUCAUGGCAGUACCCAGAGCGAGAAGAAGAAGGCGAACUUUUACGAGGAGCAACGGAGAAAGACGUGGUGAAUGUGGCAAGGUACUAUUACCAUGAAACCGUCCAAGUGAACGGAAGAGUCGAUAAUAUUUGCGACAAUGUUCGGAAGGGACUGGAUCUGAGACAAGCAACAAAUUUCAGGCCGUCGCGAUACGAACUUCCUUCAACUGCACAUGAUACGUCACGAAUAGGAAGGAUUGAUCGUUCCGCAAGCACUACCGGCCGGAAGAGGUCAUCUAGUCAAACUGGUGCAAUAUUGCCACCAAGGAAACGCCCUUGCUCGAGCUCGCCUUCCAAAGGUGUGCGCAACAAUAACAUACAGGAUAGGGUACAUCGUCGAGUGAUUGUCUGUGAUUAUGGAACUCCCAUAUAUAGAGCAACAUCACGUGUUUCACUACUAUGUGCACUUAAGACUUGUAUAGAAGGCUAUCAAUCUUUGCAUACAAAAGUAGGGCUUUUACAAGGUGACAUUUCGACUGGGAACCUUAUUUUAAAUGAAGAAGUAGGAAAUCCAUCGUGGCCAGGGUUCCUUAUCGAUUUGGAUCUUGCUAUCAAGGAACAACGAGAACGGUCAUCCGGAGCCAGAGGAAAGACUGGGACAAGGGCUUUCAUGGCGAUAGGUCUACUCUUUGGCGAGCAACAUUCAUUUAGGCAUGACCUCGAAUCCUUCUUUUGGGUACUAUUCUGGAUAUGUAUUCACUACGAUGGCUCAGGCAAGGAGGUUGAGCCCACUGAUUUCGACUGUUGGAAUUAUGAGGAUGACAGAAAGUUGGCUCGCUCUAAGCAAGGUAUCGUUGCUGAUGAAGAGGAUUUUCUUAAGAUUGCUGGGGACUCAUUCUCGUCACACUAUAAACCAUUGGUUCCUUGGGUCAACAGAUUACGGAGAGUGGUGUUUCCGGGAGGUGUACGAAGAAAGGAUGACGAUGCACAUCUUUAUUCUCAAAUGAAAGAUAUCCUUCAGGAUGCAACUAGUGAUCCGAAGGUGGUAGAGUCAUAG
Messenger RNA from Aspergillus pseudonomiae, 2367 nucleotides. RefSeq names its product protein kinase family protein. Bases 1 to 2367 code for a protein of 788 amino acids. The transcript has 3 exons. The record is from RefSeq and is a predicted model, not a curated record. NCBI's taxonomy places the organism in Eukaryota, Fungi, Ascomycota, Eurotiomycetes, Eurotiales, Aspergillaceae.